Messenger RNA from Cinara cedri, 20232 nucleotides. The record is from the annotation of a GenBank genome assembly. Lineage: Eukaryota; Metazoa; Arthropoda; Insecta; Hemiptera; Aphididae.
UAUGAUAACGGAAAUAUUUUUAUGGCCUUUGUCACAGUACUUAAUAAUAUUAUUUCGCGUUUCGUAACGGAAUCUAAAGUUUUAUUUGUACAUUUUAAAAUUGAUUUUUGCGGCAGGUAAGUACGUAAAAUGCCCGACCGUCCAAAAUGCCGAAAACUGUCACCGUCGUCUUACAGGCGUUUCUAGUGUUCAGGUUUUCUUUUGUACGCUGACAACGGCGAUUUUGAUUCGGGAUUGCCACUACCGUUGCGACGUCAUUACUGUAAAAUUUCUUAGCGUUCGAAAUUUGUAUGCUGAGCCUGCUGCUGCUGCGACUGCGACGGCCUUCGGUAUGACAUUGCUUCCGUUACCGUCAUCUUCGUCGUCGUCUGUCAGCCAAUUAUUACCCUGUCGAUUUUCCGUCUGACCAGCGUCUACCGAGAAACGACCAAAAAAUGUCUGCUGAUUCCCCGAGUAAGAUCGUCAAGAACGUGGUCGGCAAACUGGUACUACCCGGGCCUGUAGUCGACAGGUCGAUCAUUGAUAGCGUGGCCGGAUUCAUCCAGGACGUCGUGCCGCAUGUAAGUCGAUUGAGAUAUUCGGAGCCAAUGCAGUUUUUACUCCUAUGCUCGUUUUCGAUUUUUUUUUUUUCAAAAAUGUGUUUUAAAAUGAUGAAUUUAAUGGUUUGAAAAAAUUAUUGCUCUCUAGUUAUUCCAAAAAAAUAAAAAUAUCAAAACCUUCAAAAAAAAAAUUUUUUUUAAACGACGGUUAGUUAAGAUUAUGGUGCAUUCAAAAUUUUUGCAAACUAUUAUUUUAAAGUUUUAGCAAUUUGAAGACCAUAUCUUCCUAGGUAUACAUCGUGUACAAAAACAAACAAUUGUGGUGGACAGCUCGCUACAUCUGCGGAGAGGCUGCUCUCUUGCCAUCUUGAUACUAUUGUUAGGUGAAUAUUGUCUGAAAUAUAUACCUCAACUUUGCUAUGCGAAAUUUGAACGUAAAGUUCCUCUAUUCAUUAUCUUUACGAUCUAAUGUCAGACUUUUAUUGAAAAUAAACUGAUUUGUUUUGCAAAACCACUUCAAGUAGGUAUUGUAAAAUUGGGCUACUUAAGAUAUUUUUAAAGGUAUUUGUGUCAAGAAUAUGUUACUGGCAAUAAAAUUAAUUAGAUCAUAAAGUAUGUGUAUUGUUUCAUUAAAGAUAACCUUAUUAUUAAAAUAAAAAAAAAAUAUAUUCCUGAACUUUUUUUUUUUGAAAAGACCCUUUUCUAAGAUAAGUACCUACUUGGUUGGGUAUUACUUGAGAUAGUAAUUUAUAGAGAUAGCUGUUCACAAACUUCAUGUUUAACUUAUUAUUAUUAUUUUAAAAAAUUCAAGAAGGUAUCAUUUAUUAUGCAAUUAUAAAUGUCUUAUAUUGAUAUAUUCUGCUGAAUAUCUAGUAGUGUUUGAUAAUGUGAUCACUGAUAAAAUAUGUUAGGUAAUAACGAUAACAAAAAUGUGCAAUAAAUGCUACUCUAUUACCACAAGGCAUAAUUAAAAAUUUCUUAAAUAAUAAAUAUGGCCCAAGUUAGGUCAUAUGUACCAGUUCUCAAGUUUUGUGUUAAUAGAGGAAAAAACACAAAAAUAAAUGCUAUUUUUACAGAUGUAGUAACCCUUAUACUUGUCAGGUUUGAUUGUUAGUUCAAUGUACCUAUUCAAAAUUAUAAAAUUUGAAAUGCUAAUAACUUCCAAAAUGAAAAAGAGCAACACCAUUUUUGAAUUCAGUUGCAUCACACAUUUUAUAAAAAAAGAAAUUGAAAAAUUAUCAUUUGAGCUAAACUGCAUUUAGCAUAUAAUUUAUAAUUUAGUCUGUCCUAAUUUAUCAUUGAAAUCAAGUAAUUUGAUUUGUGUAGGUAAAUAUUUAUUAUUUAGGUACUUAUUAAUCUAACUUUCAUACUAUAAUGGCUUGAGUAUUGGUUUCGUUUUAAAUAAGAAAAUGUAUUUGUUUAUGUUUUUUUGAUAUAUGUACUAUUAGGUAGAUACCAAUACAUUAAAUUGUUGAUUUUUAAUUUAAAAGUUAACAUUUUAAUUUAAAAAUCCGUAGGUAGUUGUAUAAAUAAUAAAUACUAGUUAAAAUAAAGUUCUUACUACUAAUUUUACUUAGUGUGCAAAGUUCCCGGUUUCUGAAAGUAUUUUAAACAAUAAAUUAUAAUUGUAAAUACUAUUUUGAAAGAAUUUAGGAACCUAGGAUCUAUAAUAUGCUUAUGUGUAAAAAUCUAAAUAAACUUACCUAAUUAAUUUUAUACUUAAUUUGUAAAUAGUUAACAAGACAUUUUUUUAAAUACUUAAGUAGGUACCUACUAUUAUAUUUAUACUUAUAUUUUAAUUCCUAUUUUAUUUUAAUAUCGACUAGUAUGAAAGUAUACAUUUUAUAAUACUUAUAAUUAAAUAAAUAAUGAUCUUCUCAUUGACUUUCAGCCCAACUAUGGAGGUCUGCUACUUCAUACUAAAUUUCUACUUUUCCACUUCUCACCUAGCAUACACUGGCUGUCCUUGAGUGUCUUCAUAUCAUUCUCAAUCACAUCCAACCAUUUCUUUUUGUUCUUCCUCCCCUCUUUUUCCUCCUACAUGUAAUUUCAUUAUUAUUUGUAGGUACUGCUUUUGUCUCUCUGUAACAUGCCUAAACCAUUUUUGUCUAUUUUCUCUUAUUUUGUCUAUUGUUGAAUGCUUAAGCUACUUCUUAUGUACUCACUUCUUAUCUUAUUUUUUAUCGUUUUUCCACUCAUCUUCCUAAGCAUUCACAUCUUUGCUAUACUAAUUUUUUGUUUUAUUUUUCUGUCUAUCAUACUCAUGUAAAACUUACCUUUAAGUCUUAUUGGAAUUUCUCUUAUCACAUAAAACACCCGAUGCUUCUUUUCACUAUAUCUAUCCACAUUUAAUCUUAUGUUUUUCAUCAUAAUCAAAGUCAUAGUUCUUUUAAACAAAAGAACUUAGGUACUUAUAAAUCUCAACCUCGCCUAUUAUGUUACUACUUAUUGUCAUUAGCUGUCUUGCCUUAUUCCUCCAAACUCGUUCUUUAAAUACUCUGUUUUACUUCUAUUAUCCUUAAUCCCUUUUUUUCGAGUGGUAAUCUCAAUUUCUCAAGCCUAUUUAAAUAAAUGAUAAUUAAUGCAUGGAUUUGUAUGUGAAUGCAUAAUUUUAAUAAAAGCAAAUUUCUAAAUUUUGAAUAAAAAUGAAUACGUUUCAUAUCACUAAAUAAAGUAAGAUUUUUAUUUUGUAUACUUUCCCAUAUUUUGAUGUAAUUAGGUACCUAUUUUUAAAUAUUUUGUAUAUUCAUAUCCAUUAAAAACUAUUAGAAAUAUUCUUUUGAAUAAAAAUUAAAUUAUAUCAAUGGAUAUUGAAUUUACCCCAUCUGUAUUUUUUAAAUAUGAUAUAUUUUCCAUUAUCCUUCAGCCUUCUUUUCUUUUUUAACAAAUCAAUUUUGAUACCUAGCCACCAUACAUUUAAAUUUGAAAAUCUCCAAAUAUACUUUUCUCCAAAAAAGAUAACAAUGAAAUGAAUAAGUAAAAUCAAUAAACAAUUUGUAUAAUAAACCUGUAUCAAGGAUAUCUAUAGUACUUUUUUAUAUGAUUAAAAUUAAAAAGAGAGACAUACUUUAUACGUGGGUGGACCACUGUUAAAGGGGAGAAGUUGAGAAGGUAGUAGAGGGAAAAUUUAAUGUAUAUCUGUUAGCAAAGAUAAACCAUUGCUAACAGAAAAAACAAUUUUGUGUGGAGUUCAGUUGAUAGUGUUGCUUUGUCAAUAUUAUGUCAUAUUAUGGUAAAAUAAUUACAUAGUUAGAAAAUAUAUAUUUUAUUUACUAAUAUUUGUUUUAUAUUUAUAUAUAAUAAACAUGAUAAGCCCUUUUAUAUAAUACAGUAUGCUGUGAAUGACAAUAAGAUAGUACAUUAGUAGCACAGUAUGGGUAAUAUAAAAAUAAUAAAUAAUAAUUAACUGACUAAAAACACCGAUGACGUUUUCUACCAGAAAAAUUGAUUAAAUCUAAAAAUCAUCUUUUUUGUUGAAUUUUCGAUUUACUUACUUACUGUAUCAUAGCCAAAACUUUUGAGCUUUUAAGGAAUUUUAAUUUUUGGGAGUUUUUUGCUGUAAUCCGGUUAUCAAUGCACAUAGCAACUUGAAACUUAGUAAUAAUACUUAUAUUAGACUUAUUUAGAUGUUGUAAAAUUUCCAAAAUCAUUGGACGACUUUUUUUUCUUUUUUAAAUCUUUUUAUAAUGGUACUUUACUUUUUUUAUACACGGUAGACCACUUUUAUCCUAGAAAACUUACUCUGAUGUAUAAGCGUAGCAUCUUUUCUGAAAGUCAAUUUUAUCUGCCUGGUCUGCCUGUAUCUUAUAGAUCAUUUUUUGAUUUUCAUAACGAUAAUUAAAAUAAAAAGGAUUAACCGAGAAAAAAAAUAAGAUUUCGUUAUUUUAAUUAAGUACCUACCACGUUUUCUAGCACAAAUAUGGCUCCAAUUGAAAAACGAUAAGAGACAUUUUUUGUUGAAUUAUUAAUCUUGUGUUUAAUGAUGAAGUUUGUUUUUUUUGAUUUUUGAAUUAGUUUUUAUAAUAAUCGAGAAAAAACUUAGGAAAAACCUAAAAUUGCACGAUAUUAUUAUUUAACAUUAAUACGGAAAACGUUUAUUAUUAUGAAAAGUGCUUUAAUCAAAAAAUGACAAGAAACCUUUUUUGUUUCAUUGUAUUUUUUUUUAAUUAUCGUUUUUAAAUUAAAUUUAUACGAAAAUCGCAAAAAAAAAAAAAAAUACAGCAUUUCAAAAUAUGUAUUAUCGAACUGUGCUCAGAAUCGUCUUUCGUCGAGCAAUGACUUAUUGUUGCUUACAGAUAUACAUGAAAUAACCUUAUGUAUCCCAUCUUCCUCACUACCUACUUACAACAGUGACUACACUCAUCCCCAGUAUUAGCUAAUUUUUAAACUUUAAAACCAUUAAAAUUUCGAAAAAAACAAUUGUAUAUAGCUUUCUUAUUCAAACUACUUGAUAAUAAAAUAGACAAAACCUCCCUUCUAAACAAUAUUACCCUAAAAAUAAAUAAACAUAACAUUCAUAAUAAAUUCUGUAAUUAAUUUACAUUUAUUUUACUCUAUUAAUCAAAUUUAAUAGCACUUAUUAUUAUAUAAUUAUGUGUGUUUUAUCUUUCAUCUUUUUAUUGUUUAAUAUAUUUUAGCAUCUAUGAUACCUAAUGGACAUAUUCAAUAUUGUGUUUAUAAUCUACACUAUUAUCUAAUUAUAUAUAUAUGUGCUUAAUGUAGUUUUUUUUUUUUAUAAAGGAAUUUUAGUACAAAUUUUGAAGAAAAUCAAUUGAUUAAAAAAUUAUGUGGAACAAAUCUAGUUACUGGUCCAUGCAAAUUUUUUAGUUUUACUUGUUAUUUGUUUGGAACAUGUUUUGUUUGCUACAACUAAACAUUUUUUGUAGAAUUGAUAAAUGCUUGUCUAGUUGAUGCAUUUAGGUGAUCAUUUUUGAUUUUCCUUGUAGCCUUAUUGCCACAGUUUUAGAAAACUCGUUGCAAUCAACUUGUGAGGUUUUGGCGGGUAGCUGAUGACAUAAUAAUAAUAAUAUUAUCUGCUAAUUUCGAUGUUAUAAAUUUAGGUAUACAGGGUAAUCAAUCUUUCAUAAAACACUUAUUAUCUCGGAAAGUAUUAACUUUUAGAUCUAUGGAAUUUUUAAUAUAGGUUGCCAUUUGAAAAUCAAAAGUAGGUAGUGGUUUUACCACUAAAAAUAAGGACGACAAAAAAGAAAACAAAUGUAAAAUUGUGGAGCUGCUUGUUUCUUUUAAAUGUUCUAUAAAACAAAUAAUGAAAAAAGUUUAUACUUUCCUAUCAUCACCCUGUAUUUAAAUUAAUAUUACAAUAAUAAUAAUAUUAAAAACAGUAUGUUCCUAUCUCCUUGUUAACCAAAUCAACAACUAUAACUAUGUAUUAGUAACUAUAUAGGUAUGUACAGACAGAUAUUCAUCUGUCUGUAUGAAUAUGAAUAUGUAUGAAUAUGAAUAAUGUGUGAAUAUGAGGUGUUUGAAACUUAUUUAUAGAAACCUAAAAAGGUUAAGAGGGAAGAUAGAUUUCCCCAAGCCCACUAUGCCAUAAUAUUUAAUGUUUAUUCGUUUUUGUUACAGGGAUAUACAAACAUAUUGAAUGCGGACAGCAGAGAAAAAAUCCUAUGGACGCAAUUCGAACCUGUGGAACCCAAUGAAUUCCCUAUUGGUUUUGAUAGUGAUGAAUCAAUUAUGUCAGGUGUAUCGCCCAUACUUCUUGUCUUGGGCUAUGGAUUCGGUGUUCAAGUACUGAAUAACUUAUACAAUUUUUAUUAGUUAAUAAGAUAUUACUUGGGGCCCAUAAAUUAAUUUAGGCAUGACCAAAAAAAUUAAAAUAACUGUAUUACCUACUGAUGAUUAAAAAUAAAUUAUGAAACAGAGUUUUAGAAUACAAAUUUCCUAUUGACCGUAAUAAAAAGUUAUAUAUUUUUGGGUAAUAAUCAUUUAAUAAUUUUAUUAAAUUUUUUUCAUCUAACAUUCCUAUCAGUAAUCUUGCUUUUAUUUUCAAGUGUUAUACCUUUUCUGAAAAGAAAUUUUAUCAGAGCGGUACUUUAGAGAGAUGAUUUUUCAAGUGGUUUUCAUAAUAACUGGUAAAAACAAGAACAUUCCUAACUUUCCCAACAGUGGCCCACCUAUCACAUAAAGUAUUUUGAAAUUGAUACUUGUACUUAUAGACUCGGAAAAAAAGGGUUUUAAUCUAUUUCACAAAUGAAAUUUGGUAAAAAUGAUAAAGAUUAUGGAAUUGUAAAAUUAUAGAAGUAAUAACAUAAAUUAUAAAAAUAUGCCGAAGUUUGUUUUAAUCAUCCUUCAUUAGGACCAAAGAUAUAUCUAAACAAAUAUUAUAAAAUAAAAAUUCUUGAGUUAGAUUUUUUUCACUGACCAAUUGAACACUUAAAAAUUAAGUUAAUAUAUAAAUAUCCAAUGCGGAUUGAGGAUUGAAUGUAAGUCAUUUUAGAUUUAAUGAAGUUAAUUCAUUCUAAUAUCUUGGCAUAAUCGUGAGUGAAAAAAAUAAUUUCACUAAAUAUUAUAUAGUAGAAAAAUAUUAAAUUGUAGUAGAUUAAGAAAGAAAGGCAGGACAUGCAAUGAGGAUCCAAAAUUCUCAUACAGAGAAUCCGGAUACAGAAUCUCGUAGGAAAAAAGCCCUUGAGGAGACCAAAAUUGAGAUGGGAAGAUAUAGGUAAGAUGUAGAAGAAUUAGGAUGCAGAGUAAAUUGGAAGGAUUUGGCAAUGAAUAGAGUCUGCUGGAGAAUUGGUUGUGAGUGAUACCGGAACCUAAUCCAAAAAAAGAAAAAGAUGAAUAUCCAAUGAAACCUAAUUAAAUAACUCUUUUUAGAUUUUUUGUGUAGCGAAGAAUUGAAAUGUAGCUUACUCCGAUGUAUGAGAUGUAGACCCUUUUCUGUAAAGAAAUUUUCUUGGGGAGGUACUUUAGAGAGGUUUUUUUUGAUGUUCUCAGGAGUUUUUCCUGCAAAUGUGAAAUAAAGGGAAAACAUGGGAAAACUGGGAAAUAGGUACAAAUAUUAUUAAAGAAAAUAUAUAAUGCCUAUUUAAUUAUUUUACCAUAAUAUAAUAUAUGAACUCUUUUUUUUUUUUUUUUGUUAGCAAUAAUAUAUUGUUGCUUAUAGAUAUACAUUAAAUUCCUUUCUGUAUCGUACCUUCCCAACUUCCUGCCUAUAACAGUAUCUGCAUCUGUGAAGUAUGUCUUUUUUAUCAUAUACAUGUUUAAAGUUAAAAUUUUGAUGAAAAUUGUAAAAAUUGUGGGAUUUAAAAUGAAGUUUAACUAAAUUUUGCUCAUAAUUUUCUUUAACAAUAAUUUAAUAUUGAAUACAGAUAUAAAUAAAAUAAGUAUGUAUUCUAUGUCUUUUCUCAACCCCCCACAACAAUGUCAGCAGUAUCAGAUUUUUUUUUAUUAACAUUUAUUUAUUCAGAUGAAAAUAAAAGGUCAUAAUUUGCACAAUAGGUAGAUUAUAGAGGGGAAUUAAAUGAAUAUCUGUAUACAACAAUUAAACAUACUUAAAUAUGUUUUAUAAGGCCAUAAUAAUUAUGAUUUUCAUCAAAAUUUGAUAUUUCUUUUUUUAUUUAUUUGUUUAAUGUGUUAAAAUUUGAUAUUAAAAUUCUUUCAAAAUAACAUUCUACAUUUUCCAAAGUGCAACUAAAUAAACAUCUAGUUAAAUUGUCAAGCAUUUCUGUUUGGUUUAACUAUUUUAUCUACAAGGUACUUACAAAUAAUAAAUUACAUAAAACUUGCAAAAUUAAAAUGUCUAUAAAUAGCUUAAACAUGGCUCAAAGAUUUUGAAAAUUUCAACACUUAAAGCAUAUUUUAAACUGAAUUACAAUAAAAAAUUGAAAUUAAUAAUAGCAUUUUUUUUUUUGUUUUUCCAAUUAUUAUGAAAACCACCAAAUUAAAAAAUGACUUCUCUAUCAUCUAGGUACCAUGACCUAGAUAAAAUUUCCUUUUAGAAAAGGGAAUGUGCACACUUAAUAAAUAUCAGACCAAGAUUUCUGGUAAAAAAUAGUUCACAGAAAAAAAUAAACAUCAUUGCAAAACCCAUUUAUUCUAAAAAUUAAGUAAGGUUAGUUUUUAGUUUAUCAACUCUUAUAAAUAUAAAUAUCUGUGUUUUGGUGUUAAAUUUCAUAAUUAUAUCCUGUUAUUACUAGGUACUAAAUUGUAUUUUAUUACUUUAAAUAAAUACAAUUUUUUUGUCUUAUUUUUUAUUUACCUAUUUAAAAUUUAUAUUUGUAGUACUUAUACCAUUUUUAUUUUGUAGGUUUGGUAUAUUAGUGCAAAUGGUGAAGCAUAUGAAGUUUUGUCUUGGUCUCAAGGAGUUGUUAAAGUUUUAAAAUUUAUACCUUUACCAUUGCCAGAAUUGAAAUGUAAACAGGACCCAUUUGCGCAUAAAAGGCCAUUAGUUGCAUUGUGUGAUAAUUCAGGUGCUGGCCCCCAGUUCUGUUCAGUUAGUUUUAUUUCGUUGACAUGCGGUGAUGUGGUAUGUAAAUUUUUAUCAGUAAAAUAUAUUAUUACAACUUUUACUCAUAUAAAACCCAUACAUUUUUUUUCUCUUUCAGGUUAAAACAAUUAAAUUUAAAAGUUCUGUAGUGGAUAUUGCUGUAAAUCAAUUCGCUAUUGCUGUAGUUUUUGUUGAACGCAUUGCAAUAUUUGAUGCUCUUACUGUGGAAGACAUAAUAACAAUUACUACCUGUUAUCCUAGUCCUGGGAUUAAAUCGAAUCCCAUUUCAUUAGGAACAAGGUAAUUUUAAUAAUGAAUAAUUAUACAUUUUCUGACUCCUUGAUAAUCAUAUUUAUCUAAUUAGAUGGUUGGCAUAUGCAGAUCAAAAAUUGACUACUUGGAAUCGGUCAGCUGGUGGAUACGAGGGUGAAAAUGACCAUUCAUAUACAGCUACAGUUUUGCAUGCCGCGAAAUCGCUGAGUCAAAGCUUGAGAGAUUUAAGUGGGUCUGUGGCUAGUACAAUAACAGGUGGUGUACACAAUUCAAAUUCGUCACACAACAUAUCAGUUUCAAAUGAUUCUAAUCAAAUGAAUCCGGGCAUAAUAACUGUAAUUGAUAUCAAAGUAUGAACAAAUACUAUUUACAACUAUUUAUGUUCCUUUUUCUCCACUACUUCUCUACCCCCAAAAUUAUUUAGUCUGUUAAUGUAGAAUUUUUAAAGUAGUAAAAUAAAUAAUAAUGAUUUUUUUUUUAUUCUAUGAAACAUUUUUAAUUAUAUUUAACAUUUUUGUCAAAAUAUUAUUUUUAUGUAUUAUAUUUCAAAAUGCACAAUUGUAUUUAUUUUGGGGGCUUAAUUAUUAAAGUUCUCUAAUUUUAUAUGAUGUCUAUAAAAAAAAAAGGGUCAUUAAUAGGUUAUUUGUAGUUUUUGUUUAUUAUUGAUUUGACUAUUAAAAAAUGAUUCUGAUGAUGAAAAUUUAAAAUUAACUAUUUUAUUAACCUAUAUUAUUUUUAACUAGUAUGCAUAGUGGGCCAGAAUGAGUUUAUAAUGGGACAAAAAUAAACUUUGGUGUAUUUCACUUGAUUUGGAUUUAUAAAAGUCUUAGAAAUAGCUAUUUAAAAAUCAAAACCAAAAAUUACUUACUUAUUAGUUAUUGCUUCCAUUUGUGUUUUUUUAAUACAAUCUAUACAUAUAUAAAUACAAUUAAAGUGUUUGUCUGUUUGUCUGUCAAAUUUUAUCUUUGAAAUAGUUGAACCAAUUUCUAUGAGACUUCCACUGUAAGGUAGAGUAUUUUCCUGACCAUAAUAUUAGGUAUUUUUAUCUCAUUAUUUAAUCUACUAUAAAAAAAAAAAAAAAGAUAGAUACAUUUUAUAUAGUGAAAUAUAAUUAGUGAAUCAUGAUUUAUUUAAUAUAUUGAUAACUUCCCAAUUGACAGCCAUAAGCAGACAGUUUUUUUUUAAAUACAAUCCACUAAUGUGAUUAAAUAUUUAAGUUGAAUUUGAAACCCCAGUGUGCACCAGUGAUUUUGAAUAGAUUAAUAACAGAAAAACUAUAAUAAGGUUAACCAUCAUUAAUAAUAAAAUAGGAUAUUUCAAAAAAAUAUUAUUACUAUUACUUACUAAUCAAUGUAUUCAAUGAUGCUAUUUCGAAGUUAAAUGUCUAAAUGUGUAUAGAGAAAAACGAGAAAUACAGGAGUACAAAUGAUAUCAGAAAACAGAAAGUUUAUAACAUGUAUAUUUAUAGCUUGUUAUCUGGUAUAUUAUACAGCAUAUAAAAUUACUUAGGUUUAUCCCACUAUCAAAGUGUUAUAACAGAUUAUUUAUUUUUUGAACAUCAAAUUAUUCAUUUUUGUUCAGUUUUUAAUUAAUUUUAGCCCACUGUGCAGUGCUCUGAUUUUGUAGCUAAUCAUUAUAAUAUGAUAUAGAUAAAAAUAGUUGAGAAAGCUAUAAGCUUACUUUAUGCAACAGAUAUUCCAAAACAAUUUUGCACAUUUUUUAGAUUUUUAGAGCUAUUUUUAAAGUUGUGGUAUUAUUUUUUGUCAAUAUUUAUCAUAUAAUGAUUUAUUUUGUGUGUUUCAUAAAUUUCAUUUAAAUUUAAUGAAAAAUGAGUAGAAAAGAGUUUUCAGAGCAUAUUAAAAAGCUUUUUGAUAAUAUUAUCCUGUAUAUUUUUGUACUCAUUAGUUUUAUAAACAUCAUGCCCUGUUUUUGACUUAAUGAGUGUUUCUAAUGUUCUAACAAUAAGACAAAUUUGAGUUUUUUUAAAUUAAUAUGGUUUAAAUGUUUCUUUUUCAGAAUAAAGUUUUAAAAGAAAAAACACCUCAAGGACCUGAUAUUGUUGCUCACUUUGCAGCUCACUGCGAGGCUAUCGUGGCUUUAAAUUUUGAUCAGUCUGGUCUUAUGUUAGUAACCGCAGAUAAAAAUGGACAUAGGUUUAAUGUAUUCAAAAUACAUCCUAGUAUAUUAGGUUCUUCAUUUACAGCUGUCCAUCAUCUAUAUACGUUACACAGGUAUUUUAUAUUCUAAAUAUUCUAUCAAAUAUGAAAAUAAAUUUGAAUUGUAAAUUAUUAGAGGUGAUACAACAGCUAAAAUUCAAGAUAUUCAAUUUUCAAUUGAUUCAAGAUGGGUAGCUGUAAGUUCACUUAGAGGAACAACUCAUAUUUUCCCUAUUACUCCAUAUGGAGGACCAAUUGGACUACGAACCCAUUCAACACCACAUAUUGUAAAUAAAUUAUCAAGGUAAUAAUGUCAUAUGCAAUUGUCUGUUUUUAAAUUCUGGGUGUAGUGAAGAAUGUAUUGGUUUUACUAAAAUGUUUAUUAUUAAUUUUUUUUAAAAUAAUUAUUUUUAAAUAAUCUAUCCUAUUAGAAUAAAUUAUUUUUAUGUAAAAAGACUUGCUUUAAUAUGCUGUGGAAGGAAAUAUUAUCUAGAUGGUACUUUUGGAGGGUCUUUUUUUGAUUUUCCAAGCGGUUUUCAUCAUUUCUAGGAAAAAUAUGAUAAACUGUAAGAAGUAAGUUUACAAAAAUAAUGUUUUUAUUAUUUUUCAAUUUUGUUCUUUGUUGUCAUUCAGUUAAAUAUAUUCGUAGAGACUUGACAUUUAGACAAAAACUUAUAUUUGCCUUUUCUAGACAUGGUAAAAUUUUCAGAAUAUUUGAGCCUUUUUAAGCUAUUAAUAGACAUUUAAAUUUUGUGAGUUUUGUAUGUAACUUAUAUUCUUUUGGAACUAUGUGAUAAAAUUAUUAGACUUAACAGAAAUGCUUCAAAAUUUAACAAGAGAUUCAUUAAGAAUAUUAUUUUAUGGUAAAAAAAAAAAAAUGAGUUUAAUGAAGUAUUAUUUUUCAUAAGGGAAUUUUAAUAUCAACAUUUUUGACGAAAAAUCAAUAUUUUUUUGAAUAAAUGUAUAUUGCUGAUUUAAGAUGGUGAAGUCAGAAUUGAGUGGACUAAUUUUCGAAAUUAUAGUUAUUUAAAGUUCUGAUAUUACAGAGAUAUUAUAAAUUAUGUGCAGCUUCUGACCCUGCACACAUCUAUGGGUAUGUACUAAAAUAUGUGAUAGAAGAAACAGAAAAAUGUGUAGAAGAAUUGUUUGGUUUUAUGUUUUAUUAUAAUAUUGGAAAUUAAUUAUCUCAAAGAGUUAAUAAUAAAACAUAUUUAUCUAUUUAUGGGAUAUUGUUCAAUGUUCAUAAGUAAUUAUAAUACUAAAAUACCACACCAUCAAUAAUGAGUAAGGUAAUUCAAAAAUGAACUUAGUAAAUAAACUAAGUUCUAAUUUUUAUGAAUGUGGACAUUUUUGUUUAAUUUUUUUUUAUUGGCAAGGACCAUAGUUACGUUUAAUACUAAUAUUUUAUUUAUUAAGUUAUAGAUAAUUAUGUAUUUUAAUUAAUUUAUUGUUAUACUGAUAAAUAAAUCAGGAUUUAUAAUUUAUACUCAUAUGUAAUUAUAAUAUCAAAAUAUUAUUGUACUUAUUAUUUUUAAAUGUUCUCAUUUAAAAGACAGACAUACUACACACAAUGAGUGGGCCACUGUUCUAGGUAAGAAAUUGGGAAAGUAUGAUAUAGAGGGGAAUUAAAUUCAUAAUAUUUAAGAUUUUCAUUAAAAUUUGAUAUUCAAAUUCUUAUUUAAAAAAAUUCUACAUUAAACUCAAAUUUUUUUGUUGACCACUAAGUAUAACUUAUAAUGAGCCUCCUAUUAAAUUGUCAAGCAUUUCUGUUUGGUCUAACAAUUUUAUCCACAGAGUACUUACUGAAUAAAUAUUACAAAAAACCUUGCAAAAUGAAAAAGGCGAUAAAUAGUUUAAACAUGGCUCACAUAUUUGACAAAAAAUGUUACCAGUCCAUAAAAGGCAAAUAUAAGGUUUCUGGCCAAAUUGCCUGUCUUCACAAAUGUUUUUAACUAAAUUACAAUAAUAGUUAAUAAAAACAUUAUUUUAUUAUUUUCGUAAAUUUCCAACGUUUUUCAAUAUUCUGAAAAAUGCUUUUAAAAUCAAAAAAAAGACCUUUUUAAAAUACCAUCUAUUGUCUAAAUUCUAAACAAUAUUUUUUUUCAGAAAAGAUGCUUCACUUAUAUAUCCAAGCAAGAUUUCUGGUUGACUUUUUGUACACAUUAUAUAUAAAAAAAAUAAACAGUAAAACCAAUACAUUCCUUUCUUUGCUUAAAAUCUAAAAUGCAAGUUUUAUUGUGCAUGCCCACAAUAAAGGUUCAAAAUUAAAAAAUUAUCAAAAAAUGUGUAUUUCAGUAUUCCCUAACCCUUCCCGAAAACCCCAUUUCAAUCACUGAACAGAAAUAUUUUGUAUUAUCUUUAAUUGGAAACACACUUUAUAUAUUUAUAUACUUGUUCAUAUUUCUAAAACCUACAUGCAAUAAGUACUUACUGGCUAUUUUCAAUUUUGUAAUUAAUAAUAUGAGAUUUGGCACCACCAUUUAAUAAUUUUAACAUGAAAACUAUCUGGUAUUCUCGGAUAUUAUGUUAUUUAUUAUGAAUGCAAGUAAUUCAAUCCAUACUGAUUUUAGAGUUAAAACACUUAUAAAAAUUAAAGCAAACAUUUUUUGAAAGUUCUACAGAUGUUAAUUGUAUAAAAAAUAAAUAAAUAAUAAAAUAAACUUUAUGGUAAAACCGAUACAUUUUUAAAUUCUUUGCUUUGCUUUAAAUCUAAUACAAUGAUAUUAUUGUACUUAUGUUAAAUAUCAAUUUUCAAUAUUUUCUGCCAACAAUUAUUUUUUUUACACUACUGUAUGUGCUUUAAUUUACUAUAAAUAGGUACUUGAUUUAGGAUUAUAAAAUAAUUUGUUUUUAAUGUAUUCAGGAAUCCUUUUAUUGAUUAUAUUUUUUGUAGUUUACCUAUUUUAACUAAACUUAUUAUACCUUUAUUGAUGUACAAAAUAAAUGUUAAAUGAUUGCCAAAAAAGUAUAUAAAAAAUCGAUGGGGGGGGGGGCUGGAAAAAUGUAUGUAUGAUAUAUAUAACAUAAAGUUGUAAAAAAUGUCUGCAUUAUUUUGAUAUAAAAAAAUUAUUGCAGGUUUCAUCGCAGUGCCGGUUUAGUAACAGAUGUUCCGAACAGUCCUGUGAUGACUGAAUCAAUACAGAAUUCUCAAAUUUUGCUGCCAUAUUCUAAUCCUUGCAUGUCCUCAAUACCACAUUCAAUUGUUGUACAUUCAUUGUGCCAAAUCCGAUCACAAAGUAACAAACUAAAACAGGAUGAUGCAGGAAUUGCCACGUCCAUUAAAUUGUCUACGUAUUUUUCUCAUGGCCGUAUUUUGGACACCACUAUGAUUAGGGAAAUAUCAAAUGCAAAUCACAAUCCUAAGAAAUAUAUUACAGAUUCUUUAUAUGUAAUGACAAACAACGGCAUUCUAACACAAUAUGAUAUGUAUCCCGUGCAUUCAAACAGUGAGUAUAGAACAAUGUAGUAUGGAAGUAUAAUGCAUUAAAAUUAUUAGUUUUAAUAAAUUUUGUAUCACUAAAGAAUUUGUUUGAUUCUUAUCUCGGUUAGCUAUAUCAAAAGAUAAAGUAUUCGAUGAUACAACAAUAGAAUUACAUAUUGAACCCAAAACCGAAUGGAAUCUUUACAAGCCGCCUCUACAUGCAUCUACUGUUAACCCUCCAUUACAAAAAGGCAAUCCAUUGUUGGAUCUUUUUAUUGAUUUUCCAGUCAUAAAUCCCCCAAAAAGUUCUGAAAAAAAUCCAUUAGAAAGCAUUGAUGAACGCUGGCUAUCACAAGUAAUAAAUAAAAUGUUUCUUCGAUUAUCUAUAAAUAAUGUACACUAAUUAUAGGUAGAAAUAAGUACACAUGCAGGUCCACAUCGUCGCCUUUGGAUGGGACCACAAUUUGUGUUCAAAACGUGUAAUUCUUCAUUGGGGUAAGUAAAAAAAUAAAUAUGUAUUAUACAAGGUAAUGAAAUUUAAAUAUCAAAUCAUUUUUCAGAAGAUCUGAUUCUGAUACUCAAUUGGGCGAAAUUGAAAACAAUUCACGAUUAUUGAAAUCAAAUCCUGUCAGCGUUCCACAAGCCAACAUAAGUAGACAAAGCACUCCUGUGUUUAUUGAAUGUGGUUCAAAUAGUAUGUAUUACAGCUUAAUGUACUAGUUUACAUUUCUAGUAUUUAAAAAUAGUUAUACUGCACUGUGUAUUCACAAUAAGGGAUACUACAUAAUAUAGCUAAACGACCUUGCAUUGAAAUGGGGUUUUUGGGAGAUGAUAGGGAGUAUGGAAAUACAAAUUUUUAACACUCUUGGUACACACAUGCACAGAAUACUAUUUAUUUUUAGAUUCUGAAUGGCGGAGUGGAGAGAAGAAGCUUAUAGUUUUACAAAGAUAUUUAUUAUUUUUUUUAUCAGCUAAAAACUUUUCUACCAGAAGACUUAAUCAGAUUUCUAAGUAUAGCACUUUUUCUGAAAAGAAAUCAGUGCGGGAGGUAUUUUAGGAAGGUUUUUUUUUUUCGAUUUCCUCAUCAAAUUUGAAAAAAAUAUUUCCCUUUUAUCUAAAGAAGGAAAAACCAAAUGCAUUUUGGGUGUACCUAGAGACUUAAAAUACCCCUAGAUUUUUUGUGCAAACUUUUCUACCAAAAAUCAUGCUCCGAUGUAUCAAGAGUAGCUUAUUUUUUAAAAGUAAUUUUAUCUCCAUGAUAACUUGGGGAGGUUAUUCUUUGAUUUCCCUAAGAGUUUUCCCAGCAAAUGUGAAAAACCAGAAAAAAAAACAUGGGAAAAACGUAGAAAAACUGGGAAAAUCUAAAAAACAUUAAACAAAUAUUAUUAUAUAUAAUGUCUAUUUAAUUAUUUUAUCAUAAUAUGACAUGUUUAUUGUUGACAAAGCAUCAUUAUCAACUGAACUGCACUUAGAAUCUUUUUUUAAUCAGCAAUGGCUUAUCGAUGCUUACAAGUAUACAUUAAAUUAUCCUUAUCUUUGGCUGUAUUCAUUCCAAUUAUCCUAGGACAUCUUUUUUUUUUUAAAUGAUCACCAUUUUUUUUUUAAAUUCUGAGCCAAGCUAGGAAUGUAUUGGUUUUACAAUUAUGUUACUUAUUAAUUAUUUUUUAUCCGAAUAACUUUUCUGAUUUUCAAGUAUAGCACUUAUUUCGAAAGGGAAUUAUAUCUAGUUGAUACAUUAAGGGAGUCAUUUUUUGAUUUUCCAAAUAGUUUUCAUAAUAAAUAGGAGAAAAUGUAGGAAAAAUGAGAAAUUUACACAGUUGUAUUUUUAAUUUUGGUUUUUUUGCUGUGAUUCAGUUAAAAAUAUUCAUAUAGACUUACAAUUUGAACAGAACAUUUUAUAUAUUUUGAGCUAUUUAUAGACAUUGUGAUUUUGUAAGUGUUUCAUGUAAUUUUGUAAUAAGGCAAAUUUGAGUUUGAUGUAGUACUUUUUAAAAUCAGCAUCCUUUUUCAUUAGCAAUGUUUAAUUAUUGCAUACAAAUAUAAAUUAAAUUUCUUCUAUAUCCAACCUUUCCAAUUCCUCACCUAUAACAAUGAUUCAUCCAUGUAUUAACUAUGUCUGUCUUUUUAACUAUAUUUCAAUCUAUUUAUAGAAUUUUUAAUAUAGGUUGCAUUUAAAAACCCAAAGAUGAUAUUCCUGCAUGAUCUUUUUGAUCUACACUUAAAAAUUCCAAAAUUCAGAAUUUAAAUAUAUGCAUAAUUUACCAUAAAAAAUGGUGUAAGCAUGCUUGAUGGACCAUCCUGUAUUUAUUUUAUAUGAUAAGAUUGAGCAAUACAAUAUAAACAUACAUAAUUAUAAAAACUGAAUGUACUAGAUAUUGAAUAAAGUAAACAAAUAAGAAUACCCUAAUAUUGACAAAAAUUUUAAUGAAUUGAUUAUCAAAUAAAAAAAAAAAGAAUGAUACCCGAGGACUCCAAUAAUGAUUUAGAGUGAAUGUCAAUUAUACAUAUUUUGAAAGUCUGUAAUAUUUAAGAUUUUAAUCAAAAUUUGAUUUUAAAACUUAGGAAAAAAAAACUACUCGUCAGUUAUCACUCAUUUUUUCAAGUAUUUCUAUAUAGAUUAAAUAUUUUAUCCACAGAGUACAUAGUAAAUAAAAAUUAUAUGCAAAAACUCAUAAUCAAAAUGUCUGUAAAUAUCUCUAAAAUGGCUGAAAUUUUUUGAGAAUUUUACCACAUCUAGAAAAAGCAAAUAUGAGUUUUCUAUCAGAAUUUCAAGUUUGUAAAUAUUUUUAACUGAAUUACAUUUAAAAAAAAAAAAUUAAAUGAACAAAAUAAUUAUUUUCAUAAAUUUUCUGGUUCUGUCCAUGUAUUUUUUAGUUUUGCUUAAUUUAUAAAAAAAAAAUUACAAAUAAAAUCAAAAAAAACUCUCUUAGUCAUCAACUAGAUUAAAAUUUCAACUAAAAAAUCAUUUGGUUUUUUUUUUAACCAACCGUAUGUUUUCAUUCUUAACACCAUGAUAAAAUCAAAAUUAUUAUUAAUCAUUAAAACAUUGUGUAAAUUUAGUGAUUUAAAAUCAUCCAAACCAUUCUUUGCAGAUAAAAGCUUGAAUGUUUGAUUGUUGAAUGGGUAACAAUGUAUUGUCUGUCAGUGUUUUUUAGAAUCCAAUCCUUUUGCCAUUUUAUAUAUCCCCCUAGUAACAGCUCAUUUAUGGUUAUUAAUGGUAUUUUAGGAGACUUAAGUUAAGUCACAGCUUCUUCCCAAAUAUUCUUAAAUUCGUAUUUAUCAACAAGUUUAGAUUAUUAGCAAUCAUGAUAAAUUCUUGAAUGAGGACUUAUUCUCUUCAGAUCUUUGGAGGUGCAAUAUUGCUGGUAGCCAUUUUAAUGUUCUCCUACAAUCUUCAUUACUAAGUUGAGCUCGAUAUCCAGUUUGUUAGUAUGUAUUUUAUGUAUCCAAAUAGGUUUAAUAUUCCACUGCUAAAUAUACAAAUGCUAGAUGUUAAAUUUUGGUGGAAAAUUUAUAUUUGUAAUUUAAAUAUCUGGUAGUUUUAAAAGUUAAUAGAAUUUUCAUUAUAUGUUGUAUUAAUGUCAAUAAAAAAAUAAAAAAAAAACUAGAGUGUAUUGUUAUUAUUGUUUCAAAAUCAAAUUUUGAUAAAAAUUGUAAAUAAUAUGGUCUUACAAAUCACUUUAAAACAAACUUUGCUUAGAAUUGUGUUUUUUUGUUAGCAAUUGUUGAUCAUUGCUUACAGAUAUAUCCUACUUUCUCAACUUCCCAGCUAAAAUAGCGGUGUACCCAUUAACAGUAUCAGCUCUUUUUUUUUUUUAUACAUUUUAUGGAAGUGUAUAUUUUUGCCUUGUUUGAAAACUAAGGUAUUUAAUUUAAUAUGCAAAUUUCAAGGAAAUAAUACAUUACAAUUUUUUUUUGUAUCAUUUUUUUUACUAAGUUAGCAUGAAUAAAAUAAAUUGUUAUAUUUUGUACUGCAGGUAGUUUUGAUUAUUCGCCAAAGUUUUUAGAUGUAAACCCGGGUGAUUCUUCCGAGUUGUCAUCUGAUCAAGGUGAUAUUAAAAUACUGGAAGAUUUGGCAGAAGCUAUGAGUGAAAAUUUUCAAAUUAACAACAAAUCUGGUAAAUUGUAUUAUAAUAUAUCAAUAACAAUUAAAAACUCUUCAAAAAUGGUUUUUUGUGAUUAGUGACAUGUAACUACAGUUGUUAUUAAAAAUUGGUGUGUUAUAUAUUAUUUUUAUUUGAACACAAUGUUUGGAAAAUAAAUAAAUCGGAUUUACCAAAAUAAGACUUCUCGAAGAGACAAAAAUCAUGGUGUCGUUAAAUCAAAAAAUGUAAAUUCAAAUUAUUUAUUUUUAAAUUAUUAUUGUAUACACUAAAUUAGUAUACAUUACAUUUUAUAAUAUUAUGCUAUCUCAAAUAUAGUUUUGAAAUAGUCAAAUCAAGUUAUAUCCCUAGCCAAAAUAUAAUAUUGUAGUUUUAAUAUAAAUAAACUUGAAAAACACAGGAAAAUUAAACAAUUAGAUAAUUUCAUGAAGUACAAAUAAUAUUUGAUAUAAAUGUACCAUUUAUACAAUUUAAACUAAUUGCCUGAUUUGACUAUGACAUAAUAUUAUGUUAAUUACAGCAAGUAAAAUAGUUCUAUUGGACAAAGCUUGACAUACUUUGUCAGACUAUGUCUCCAGAUAAAAGUAUGAUUAUAUUGUAUUCAAUAACCAGUAUGUUACAUAGUUAAUAUUUGUUUUUUUUUGCUAUUGUAGAACAUUCAGAAUUAGAGAUAAUUGAAGAAAGUGACCAAUUGGUUAAUCAAAUAGAUCAAACAGCAUCUUCAAAAAGAUGUAAAAAAGGCAAAAAGAAAAAAAACAAAUAACAACCAUUUUAUUUGUAACAAUAUUAAUAUAUAAUAUUAAAAUAUAUGAUAUAUCAAUUUUAUCAAGUUACCAAUAUACUAUGUUGAUCGCCUAAAAUAUGUAAUUAUUUUUUAUUAAUAUUAACUAUGUUCUUAUUUUAUUAAUUCUUAAAUCAUUCAUUAAUCAUUGUAAAUAUUAUUUUAGGUAUAUAUUUUACUUUAAUUUUUUCAAAUUUUGUUUGGAAUUCUAUGCUAUAACGUGUACUGAAUAUAAUUAAAUUAUAAAUAAUUUGAUCAAAAAUAUAAUAUUUAAGUAUAAAUAAUAUUGUAUUUUUUUCUAAUAGAACACUGUAUUGAGCUGUAUGUUUAAUUACAAUAAAUUUUUUUUUUAUUUAAUAGGAGUAUCAUAACAGAGAGUGAGAAGUAAGAUAGACUGUACUUUAGUACCUAAUUAAUUAUUAACUAUUUUAUGUGUGUUUCAUUUAGGCCAGUUUUAAAAAACUGCGUAUUUGCACUAUUUUAUAUUGUUGUUGUUGUUAUUAUUAUUCAUAC